GUCCUCAAAAUCUUUUGAUGAUGACAAACAACACUACAAAUAUUAAAAACACCUUUUUUAGUUACUUUGUUCUGUUUCUUUGGGGAUUUGCAGUUAUGGAUGUUGGUUUAGGACAAAACACAACACUUGAUGAAAUAAAAAUAGGAGUAGUUCUUGAUCUCAAAACAAACUUUUCCAAGAUCUGCCUCACUUCUAUUAACAUGUCAUUGUCCGAUUUCUACCAAACUCAUCCUCAUUACCGCACAAGACUUGCGCUUCACGUCAGAGAUUCCAUGAAAGAUAUUGUCGAGGCAUCAGAUGCAGCCUAUGACCUAAUCAAGAAGGAGCAAGUGCGGGCCAUCAUCGGACCAAGAAGCUCUAUGCAAGCCGAGUUUAUGAUUAAACUGGCCAACAAAUUUCAAGUACCGACCAUCAGUUUCUCUGCAACGAGCCCUCUUCUUAAAUCUAUCGACAAUCCUUAUUUCGUCCGAGCCACUAUCGACGACUCAUUCCAGGCCAAAGCCAUUGCGGCCAUUGUCAAAUCAUUUGGGUGGAGAAGCGUCGUCGCCGUUUAUGUGGACAACGAGUUAGGUGAAGGUAUCAUGCACUCCUUGUCAGACGCUUUAGAAGACGUGAGAGUCCAAAGAAGUGUGAUCUCUCCAGAGGCUAGAGAUGAUCAGAUUCUAACCGAACUUUAUAAACUCAUGACGAAGCAGACAAGAGUAUUCGUUAUGCAUAUGGCCUCAGAUCUAGGAUUCCGGGUUUUGAAGAAAGCUAGAGAAAUAGGGAUGAUGGAGGAAGGGUAUGUCUGGUUACUAUCAAAUGGAAUGACCCGUAUGAUGAGACAUAACGGUCGUAGCUUAGAAACUAUGCAGGGCUUAUUAGGUGUGAGGAGCCUUGUCCCUCAAUCUAAAGAGCUUGAAGAUUUCCGUAAAAGAUGGAAAAGAAAAUUCGAGCCUAAUGUUUUCGCAUUAUGGGCGUAUGAUUCGGUCACUGCAUUGGCCAUGGCCGUGGAGAAAACCAACACAAAGGCAUACAUGAGGAGGACCUACGGUCAACAUCUUCUAGAGUCUCUCUCGAGUGUAGAAUUCAAGGGUUUAGCAGGAGAGUUCAAACUCAUUAACAGGCAGCUCGAGUCAUCAACUUUUGAGAUCAUCAAUGUUAUUGGAGAUGAAGAGAGGAUUAUAGGAAUAUGGACACCUACUAGUGGACUGGUGAAUGCAAAAUCAAACGAAACGACAUCAUUUUUAGGCAAGAGGUUUGGGCCAGUAAUAUGGCCUGGGAACUCGACCGCUGUUCCAAAAGGUUGGGAGUUUCCAACAUGCGGGAAGAAGAUUAAAGUGGGCGUUCCAGUAAACAAAGGAUUCCUCAAUUUUGUGGAGAUAAAGACAGAUCCAAUCAGUAAUGUAACAACCGCAACGGGCUACGCCAUAGACAUCUUUGAAGCUGCUCUUAAGAAGUUACCAUAUCCAGUAAUUCCUCAAUACUACGGUUGCAAGUCUAGCUACAAUGAUUUGGUCUACCAAGUCUAUGAAGGGAAGUGGGAUGUAGUUGUUGGAGAUAUAACCAUCAUAGCAAACAGGUCUUCCUAUGUUGAUUUCACGUUACCGUACACAGAGUCUGGAGUGUCUAUGAUUGUGCCGCUGAGGGACAACAAGAACAAGAACGCAUGGGUGUUCCUAAAACCUUGGAGCUUAGACCUAUGGAUCACCACUGUUUGCUUUUUCAUCCUCAUUGGGUUUGUUGUGUGGCUGUUCGAACACAGAGUCAACACAGACUUCCGUGGACCUCCUCACCACCAGAUCGGCACUAGUGUCUGCUUCUCCUUCUCCACCAUGGUUUUUGCCCACCGUGAGAAGGUAGUGAGCAAUUUAGCAAGGUUUGUGGUGGUGGUCUGGUGCUUUGUGGUGCUUGUGCUCACUCAGAGUUACACAGCGAAUCUCACCUCUUUUCUGACUGUACAAAGUUUGCAACCAACAACCACAAAUGUGAAAGAUCUCAUCAGUAAUGGGGAGUCUGUAGGGUAUCAUGCAGGUACAUUCGUCCGCGAUUUUCUGAGAGACCUGAACUUUCCUGAAUCACAGCUCAAGUCUUUUGGUUCUGCCGAAGAAUGCGACGAUCUUCUGUCCAAAGGGACAUCGAAAGGUGGUAUUGCAGCAGCUUUUGACGAAGUGCCCUAUCUUAAGGAUGUCGUUUCUCAGUACUGCCCCAAAUAUGCAAUGGUUGAACCUUUAUUCAAGACUGCUGGUUUUAAACCUUCCUUUAAGACUGCUGGUUUUGGCUUUGCAUUCCCCAAGAAUUCGCCUAUGAUAGGAGAUGUCUCAAGGGCUAUCUUGAAAGUGACUCAAAGCAAAGAAAUGUCACUCAUAGAGAACAAGUGGUUCAACCGUCUUGGCCUCGCUAGUGAUUGUCCUGGUCAAGAUACCGCUGAUCUUUCAUCUAACCGCCUCAGUGUCAGUAGCUUCUGGGGACUGUUUCUAAUAGCAGGCGUUGCUUCCUUCUUGGCACUUCUCGUCUUUGUAGCCCUCUUCUUGUACGAACAUAGGCACACACUAUGUAGUAACUCCGAAGGUUCCAUAUGGAGAAAGCUAAAGUCUUUGUUCAGAAUCUUUGAUGAGAAAGAUAUAAAGUCGCACACUUUCAAGAGCAGUGCAGUUCAUAAUGUGAGUUCACCUAUUACUCCGUGCACCCCGAGUCCGUCCAAUGUGCAGAUCAGACCGUUGCCACGAUGCAUGUCAUUAAACAGGGAGUUUGAGCUAAGAAGAGCAUGUUUCUCCAUGAGUGAAGAACGUUUCAGGACGCAACCAAAACAAGAUAAACAGGGAGGAUCUGAUAUUGAAUUUGGAGCUGAACGACAGAGAGAAGUUAAACAAACUCCAUAGCAAGUUAUCAGCUUAAGUUGUUAUUAACUCAACGUAUAUAAGCUGUAUUUAUUGUACUAGAUAUCAAUAUUACUCAACGGUGUACACUUGACGCAUUCAGUAGCAAUUGACUAGUUUGGAUACCAGAAUGAUUUAUGUUAAUUGUUUAGUUAUGCAACUUUACGUACUUCUUAUUUUGUAUAAUCAUUUUUAUGCUUUCUGUUAUAUUUAUGUUUUGGAGAA
Molecule: messenger RNA, 3083 nt
Organism: Raphanus sativus (radish)
Lineage: Eukaryota; Viridiplantae; Streptophyta; Magnoliopsida; Brassicales; Brassicaceae
Product: glutamate receptor 2.8-like
Exons: 5
Coding region: 18-2861 (947 amino acids)
Biological process (GO): G protein-coupled receptor signaling pathway
Cellular component (GO): plasma membrane
Molecular function (GO): ligand-gated monoatomic ion channel activity; G protein-coupled receptor activity
Source: RefSeq, a predicted model, not a curated record